Molecule: messenger RNA, 6611 nt
Organism: Triplophysa rosa
Lineage: Eukaryota; Metazoa; Chordata; Actinopteri; Cypriniformes; Nemacheilidae
Gene: atp8a1
Product: ATPase phospholipid transporting 8A1
Exons: 37
Coding region: 301-3795 (1164 amino acids)
Biological process (GO): phospholipid translocation
Cellular component (GO): plasma membrane
Molecular function (GO): ATPase-coupled intramembrane lipid carrier activity; ATP hydrolysis activity; ATP binding
Source: RefSeq, a predicted model, not a curated record
UUGAGAAGCGGCAGCGCUCCACUCGCUCACAUUCACCGUUUUAAGCUUAUAUCGAUUCGUGCAUGUGCUGGACCGAUCUGGCCUUCAACCGCUCACUGAUGCUGUAGCCCGUUGUUCUGGGCGAAACUACCGCUGUCUGUGAAUAGGACCAUGAAUCCCAACCCUAAAUAAAUGGUCACCGGCAGUGGGAGUGGGGGGAAAGCUACUUCGGUGACGGUCACCGGCGCUUGAGAUUCUCGGGAGAGAAAAGAAACGCGGAGUUUUCGGCGGUCAUUUGACAGGCGCCGCCACCUUGGACCGAUGCCGCCGGUUCAGAGGACUGUGUCGGACCUCCGGUCCCGUGCUGACGGUUAUGAAAAGACGGAAGACGCUUCAGAGAAGACCUCUCUAGCGGAUCAGGAAGACUCCCGGCUAAUAUUCCUCAAUCAGCCCCAGUUUACCAAGUUCUGCUGUAAUCGAGUCAGCACCGCCAAGUACAACCUGCUGACGUUCCUGCCUCGGUUCCUCUACUCUCAGUUCAGAAGAGCGGCCAACUCCUUCUUUCUCUUCAUUGCUCUGCUGCAGCAAAUCCCUGAUGUUUCGCCGACAGGACGAUGGACGACACUGGUGCCCUUACUUUUCAUUCUGGUGGUGGCAGCAGUGAAAGAGGUCAUAGAGGACCUGAAACGUCACAAAGCAGACAAUGUCGUCAACAAGAAACAGACGCAAGUAUUACGGAACGGAGCUUGGGAGAUUGUACACUGGGAGAAGGUUGUGGUUGGAGACAUAGUUAAAGUAAAUGGCAAAGAUUAUGUACCAGCAGAUUCUAUACUCCUCUCGUCCAGUGAACCUCAAGGAAUGUGCUACAUAGAAACCUCAAAUCUGGAUGGAGAGACAAAUCUCAAGAUCAGACAGGGUCUACAGAUCACCGCUGACAUUAAAGACAUUGACAGUCUGAUGCGUCUGUCGGGACGGAUGGAAUGUGAGAGUCCCAACAGACACCUGUAUGAGUUUGUGGGAAAUAUUCGCCUGGAUGGACACAGCACUGUACCACUGGGUCCAGAUCAGAUUUUGUUGAGAGGAGCUCAGCUCAGGAACACACAGUGGGUUCAUGGUAUUGUGGUUUAUACAGGCCAUGAUACUAAACUCAUGCAGAACUCCACCCGCCCUCCUCUAAAGCUGUCCAACGUGGAGCGCAUCACAAACUUUCAGAUCCUCUUUCUUUUCGGCUGUCUGUUGGCCAUCUCGCUGGUGUGCUCCAUCGGCCAGACCAUCUGGAAAUACCAGUACGGCAACGACGCCUGGUACAUGGACCUCAACUAUGGUGGAGCGGCUAACUUCGGCCUGAACUUUCUCACCUUCAUCAUCCUCUUCAACAACCUGAUUCCCAUCAGUCUUCUGGUGACUCUGGAGGUCAUAAAGUUCGUCCAAGCUUUCUUCAUCAACUGGGACACUGACAUGAUGUAUGAAGCCACCAAUACGCCAGCUCAGGCACGGACGUCGAACCUGAAUGAAGAACUGGGACAGGUGAAGUACAUCUUUUCGGACAAGACUGGCACCCUGACCUGCAACGUCAUGCAGUUUAAGAAGUGCACCAUUGCAGGCGUGGCCUAUGGUCAUGCAGCUGAAGUUGAGGAUGGUAGUUUUGCAGAGGAGGACUGUCACAGCUCUCAAUCCACGGAGGAAACUGGAUUUAAUGACCCCAGUUUAUUGGAAAACCUCCAAAGCAAUCAUCCCACUGCUCCCGUCAUAAUGGAAUUUAUGACCAUGAUGGCUAUCUGUCACACAGCUGUCCCUGAACGCACGGAUGGCAAGAUCACCUACCAGGCUGCAUCACCAGAUGAAGGAUCUCUGGUGCGGGCGGCGCAAAACCUGGGCUUCGUGUUCUCAGGGAGAACUCCAGACUGUGUUAUUGUGGAGUCGUUCGGAGAAGAGGAGAAAUAUGAAUUGCUGCACGUCUUGGAAUUCACAAGUCCCAGAAAGAGGAUGUCAGUCAUCAUGCGCACUCCAUCAGGAAAGAUCCGCCUUUAUUGCAAAGGAGCCGACACGGUGAUCUAUGAGCGAUUAGCUGACAGUUCCAGAUACAAGGACAUCACCCUGAAACACCUGGAACAGUUUGCAACAGAAGGCCUGCGCACACUGUGUUUCGCUGUGGCGGACAUAUCAGAGUCGUCUUACCAACAGUGGCUGGAAAUUUACCAUCGUGCUUCAACAUCUCUUCAAAACAGAGCCCUCAAGAUGGAGGAGAGCUAUGAGCUUAUUGAAAAGAACCUGCAGCUGCUGGGGGCCACAGCCAUUGAAGACAAACUGCAAGAUAAAGUCCCAGAAACCAUUGAGACCCUUAUGAAAGCGGACAUUAAGAUCUGGAUCCUCACUGGGGACAAACAGGAGACCGCCAUCAACAUAGGACACUCGUGCAAACUUCUCACGAAGAACAUGGGCCUGCUGGUGAUCAACGAGGACACCCUGGAUGGUACGAGGGAGAUCCUUAGUCAUCACUGCGGCAUACUGGGAGAUGCUCUGCACAAAGAGAACGACUUUGCUCUUAUCAUUGACGGAAAGACGCUGAAGUAUGCCCUCACCUUCGGGGCCCGUCAGUACUUCCUGGAUCUGGCCCUGUCAUGCAAGGCUGUGAUAUGCUGCAGGGUUUCUCCUCUGCAGAAGUCUGAGGUGGUCGAGAUGGUAAAGAAGCAAGUGAAAGUGAUCACUCUGGCUAUUGGAGAUGGAGCCAAUGAUGUGGGCAUGAUCCAGACCGCCCAUGUGGGUGUCGGGAUCUCUGGCAAUGAGGGACUGCAGGCUGCCAACUCGUCCGAUUACUCCAUUGCACAGUUCAAAUACUUGAAGAAUCUUCUGCUAGUUCACGGCGCCUGGAACUACAACCGCGUCGCGAAGUGCAUCCUGUAUUGCUUCUACAAAAACAUUGUGCUUUACAUUAUCGAGAUCUGGUUUGCAUUUGUAAACGGCUUCUCUGGUCAGAUUCUGUUCGAGCGGUGGUGCAUCGGGCUGUACAAUGUGAUCUUUACCGCUCUGCCUCCUCUCACUCUGGGCAUCUUCGAGCGAUCCUGCAGGAAAGAGAACAUGCUGAAAUACCCUGAACUCUACAAAACCUCCCAGAAUGCAAUGGGCUUCAACACUAAGGUCUUCUGGGCCCAUUGUCUGAACGGCCUGUUUCACUCCGUCAUUCUCUUCUGGUUCCCCCUCAAGGCCUUCCAGCACGACACGGUCUUUGGAAACGGAAAGACACCAGACUAUCUCCUCUUAGGCAACAUGGUUUACACAUUUGUGGUGAUCACGGUCUGUUUGAAAGCUGGGUUAGAGACGUCGUCUUGGACCAUGUUCAGUCACAUUGCCAUCUGGGGCAGCAUUGGAUUGUGGAUAGUCUUCUUCGGCAUCUACUCUUCUUUAUGGCCAAUGAUCCCUCUGGCCCCGGAUAUGUCAGGAGAGGCAGACAUGAUGUUCAGUUCAGGACUCUUCUGGAUGGGCCUGAUCUUUAUUCCCAUCACCUCUCUGGUGUUUGAUGUGGCAUACAAAGUCAUGAAGAAGGUGUGUUUCAAGACCCUGGUGGAUGAAGUGCAGGAGUUGGAGGCGCUGUCCAAAGACCCCGGAGCCGUGGUGCAUGGAAAGAGUUUGACUGAGAGGGCCCAGCUUCUGAAGAACGUGUUCAAGAAGACCACCGUCAGUCUGUACCGAUCCGACUCCAUGCAGCAGAACAUCCUCCAUGGCUACGCAUUCUCUCAAGAUGAGAACGGAGUGCUGUCCCAGUCUGAGGUCAUCAGAGCCUACGACACCACCAAGCAGCGGACCAAUGAGUGGUGAGAUCCGGCUCGAUGGUCCCCCCACCCUCCGCGGCCACUCUACUUUUAAAUGCCGUCAGCCUGUCGGUCUAUCUUUGGCCAGCCUGGGGGAACCCUGGGCAACAACAGAUAUGAAAAGCAUGUUUGGGUAGGGGAGAGAUAUUCUCAUCUCGGGCUUUGAAAGGAAACAAAGAUUUAAGGGGUUGUCUGUUGAACAGCAGACACAAGCACUGUGCUAGAAUACUUUUUGCCCAGUGUGCGGUCAGUAUAAAUUUGUGAUUUGUCAAGUGGAGGAGAGCAAACGUGAAGAACUGACUCUCCUCUCCUCCACCAUUCCUUCGGCUCUGAGUGUUGCAGCCAAAAAUGUGACGAUGAAGGUGUCGAGAAACGUUUGUGUGCUCUUCAACUGUGACGUCCUGUUUAUUAAUGCCACAUCUGUUGGUCAGAAUGUUCCCUUUUUGUUUUUAGUGUAUAGUUGUUUUUUAUUUGCAUUUAAAGUUUCACGUUCCAAAGAACAAUAUGAAUGCAGUCCCUGUUUUAAAGAAAUCAUAGGAAAACAAUUGUUAUGUGGUCCUUUACACUUGUUAAAUGCUUUCUGCACUAAUGUGACCACUUUACACCCAACUUUUUAUUUUCACGUUAAAUCGAACAUUAUAAGGCCUUACAUGUGUUGUUGCCUUCUACCAUAACUGGAUGUUGUUGUUUUUUGUUUAUUUGUGAGAUAUUUGUGGAUUUUCCUCGUCAGUCAGUUUAUCGUGCCUGAUUCUUUCAGAUCUCUUUCAGCUCGCACGGAUCUGUCAUUUUAUACAAUUUGGCAUCAUUUCAACGGCUCUCUUGAACAAGUCUCUGCAAUCCACAUAUUACACGGCUGCAAUGAUCACAAAGGUGCCUAACAGGAACUGUUUUUCCCCAGUGAGAUAGAAUUUCAGAGAAUAGGUAGCGGUAUAGCACGCUUAAAGGGAUACUUCACCCAAAAAUGAAAAUUCUGUAAUCAUUUAAUCACCUUCGAGUUGUUCCAAAUCUGUAUAAAAUUCUUUGUUCUGAUGAACACAGAGAAAGAUAUUUGGAAGAAUGCUUAUUACCAGACAGAUUUUGCCCCCCCAUUGAUUACCACAGUAGGAAAAAAAACAAUGGUAGUUAAAAGUGCCCCAGAACUGUUUGCUAUCCAACAUUCUUGAAAAUUUAUUUUGUGUUCAACAGCACAAAAAAUUAUAAUGUAAUUUUUCAUACUAUGGUAGUCAAUUGGAGGCAAAAUCUGUCUGGUUACAAGCAUUCUUCCAAAUAUCUUUCUCUAUGUAAAUCAGAACAAAGAAAUAUAUACAGAUUUGGAACAACUCGAUGACAGAAUUUUCAUUUUUGGGUGAAGUAUCCCUUUAAGUUAGACCAAAAUAACGACAUCGUCCAUCUCAUAUGUUGUCCAUAUUGUAUCAGGCUGCUAUAGGAGUGUGAGGAGAUAUUUUUAAGCCUCACAUUGAACGGUUUAUGGUCCUGUUUGAUAAUGCGUUGUCCGCCGUAACAUUUAUUCAACAAUUUCCACAACACCGUUUCAAUCCUUCAAACGCAAGUGCCAUUAGCAUAGAAGAACGGAGGAUUUCGCCACACCCGUAUCGAUACAACUGUCUCAAUAGUUAUUUUGUGAAUUUGUAUUUUUAUAUUGGACUUAAGUGUGACUUUUUGGACCGACCUGCUUUGUAAUGAAACCGUGUCCCUCUUUUGUGGCUCCUCUUCACAAACCGGUGGUGGUUCAUGAGCUUUGCCUGUGACUACAACUGUCGUAUUGACGCUUCUUUAUUUGAUGGUGGAGUUUGUGCGUUAGUUUCCUUCUCCCCGUGGGAGAGCACGUUUUGUACAGCGUGUCUGCGCAACGUGUGUCGUCUGCAUGUGCAUGUGAGCUAAGGAUGCGUGUUUGUGUAACGUUACGUGCGGCCGUGCGAGCAUAUGUCUCGAUCCCUUCGGUAUGCAUGUCCAUUUAUUGUUUUAAGGUCGGUCUCUUGGUGAAUCGCCCUGUUUGCUUGAGAGACUCGAAAUGGUUGAGAAUGUGUGAAGUCCUGUUGGUCUGAUUGUGUGGUGCUGCUUGUUUUGUUCGUCUGCACGACUCCAGGUAUACUAAGGUGAGCUAUAUGCAGAUGCAUGGCCCUGUAUGUUAACAGGUGUGUGUGCAGGUUUAAGUGUGUGAGUCUCUUUAUGUAUCUCUGUUCGUAUGAAGCUCUGCUAAAGCUUGACCGGAGAUGUUGCACAGUGCACUCUUUUAAUAGUUUAUGUGAUUAAUAUCUUCUAUCUACUUGAUUAUCAGUUGCAAUAUUAUUUAUCUUGGAUGGAUGUAUAUGUUUGUUAUUUAGUUUCCGAUCUCAGUGCAACUCUUCUUCUUCUUCAAGCCGAUAUGUCUUUUUUUACACAACAAGAAUAGAAGGCUACAUUUAUGGUAAUGUGCAUUUUGUUUCUUAAGAUGUGCUAUUGAUUGGUCUGUUUGUUUGUUGUGGGUCGUCUCACUGGUUCUAACGCUGAAUUUAUGGCCCUCUGAUGUUACGUACAGUAUGUAUGACGUGACAUAGAGGCUCGGACUGUUGCUUUCUGAAAUGUCGUCUGUCGAAGUGAUGCAUGAAUGGAAAAUCAUUCUUCGGUUAAGCCUAAAUGUUAAUUGUAAGCCUCUAGUGUCGGUCACUUUAAAGAAUGAAAAUGCACUUUGGUUUGAAUUCUCUAUUGGGUGUUUUGUUUUGCUUUUAAAUCUUUCGUUUAUGUCUUUUUGUUCAACGAUUGUUUAGCAUGUUGGAACUGCAAACUUUUAAGUGUCGUCUUUAACUGCCAUAAAGGACUACUGAAAUAAACAUUGCAACCGAA